UCACGAGUCACGAUAAACCCUUCUUCCCCUCCAAGCAAACACUUCUGACUUCCCCCUUCAAAACCCCCAAACGGCCAUACACCUCUCUUCUACUUCUCUCAGCUCCUCAAUCUCGCGGCGGUUCAGUUUAAUCUCCGGUUUCUUUCAACCAUCUCGUUCGGCCUUUUCGUCAAUCAAUCACUAUGUUGUUGUCUAGGGUUUUGUCACGCGUCUCCGGGAACGCUGGCGCCCGACGCUCCCUGCUUCUUCUCUCCUCUGCCUCCACCAAACAGCAACAGAUUCCAGUAAUCUGCAAUGGAGUUCAGCCUCUUAUUCAUCAGGGUCUCGAGCAUGUGUCUGGGUUUCAUCAAUCAGCCUCUAAUUCUUUUCCCUUUGGGAAGUUUGGAUUUGCUUCAUCUGCGUCGCCCGAGCCAACAGAAAAGGAACAAGGUGCUACAGAGAGCAAUGGUCAAGGGAAAAUAAACGGAGAUGCGGACUCAGGUACCCAUUCAGAAGAUUCAGGAGAGAGCAAAAAGCCAGAUUCGGACGAGGAUGCUGCUGAUCUCUCCAGAGAUGACUUGGUGAAGCUUGUUAUUGAGAAGGAUGAACUUUUGAAGUCGAAGCAGGAAGAAUUCCAUACGAUGAAAGAUAAGUUUCUCCGUGCCUUGGCAGAGAAUGAGAAUGUCAUGGAAAGGACUAAACGUGAAGCGAAGAACUCUAAAAAAUUUGCCAUUCAGAAUUUCGCGAAAGGUCUGUUGGAUGUUGCGGAUAAUUUGGGAAGGGCUUCUUCAGUGUUCAAAGAGAGUUUUGCCAAGAUUGAUACAUCUAAAGAUAGUGCUGGAGUCGUGCCACUUGUGAAGUCACUUUCAGAAGGAGUUGAUAUGACGGAGAAACAACUUGGGGAGGUAUUUAAGAAGUUUGGUCUGGAAAGAUUUGAUCCAAUAAAUGAGCCUUUUGAUCCACAUAGGCAUAAUGCUAUGUUUCAAGUACCAGAUGCUUCUAAACCUCCAGGCACAGUUGCUCACGUUCUGAAGCCAGGAUACAUGCUCCAUGAACGGGUGAUUCGACCAGCAGAAGUCGGUGUUACUCAAACAGCAGAGGCCGACUCUUAGGAGAACUGAUUCAAUUGUUAUGAUAAAAAGAGGCACACUCUUGGGAGAAAUCCUUCUUGUCAUCCGGUGUUCUACAUCACUUCAGGCAUUCACGUGUCUGUUUCAUUUAUCUGGGAUAAUUUAUAAGAUGCUCGAAAGCUAUGAUGAGAAGAUACUUCUCACGGUGACCGGAAAUGUUGUAGAUUUUAGGGGUUGUUGGUUAUGUGCUUCCUUCCCCAAUAUGCUGAAGAGAGAUUCAUUUUGUUCUUACCCUCCCCAUUUACUCGCUAAUCAAACACGAUAGCAUUAGCAUAUACACAAUUGUAACUCGUUGAUUUACGAGCAUAAUGAGGGUAUGGCUGAGGUCGUAUACAAUAAGC
This is a messenger RNA of Linum tenue, 1450 nucleotides long. Lineage: Eukaryota; Viridiplantae; Streptophyta; Magnoliopsida; Malpighiales; Linaceae. The record is from the annotation of a GenBank genome assembly.